AUGAAUAGGAUCAUCCCACGUAAGCGGAGACGUCUCAACACAACCAAACUUCCGUGGUGGUCUUCUGAACUUCGGCAUCUUCGAAAUAUUGUACGCAAGGCUAGAAAGCGUUUUCUACGUUCCAAGUCCCAACAGGAUAAAGAAAAUCUAAAACAACUCGAAACUCGAUACAACGACUGCCAAGCCGCAUCUUUUCGUAGCUACAUCGACCGAAUAGAAUUAAACCUGAAGGACAACCCAUCUAGUUUCUGGACGUUUGUGAAGAACCGCAAGAACUGUAUACCUGAGCAAAUGAAGUACCGCGAAUUGUCCGCUGAUUCUUCCGAGGAAUCGGCCAAUCUGUUUGCCGACUUCUACAGCAGUGUGAACAAUCCCAAUUCACCUGAACUUUCUGAUGGGAGCAGACAGGGCAUUCCUACGCAUGACAUUACGCUACCAUCCUUUAACUUUACGCAACUAUUCUUGAGGGAAUGUGCAGAAUCACUGAAGCUGCCUAUUUGUCUGCUCUUUAAUCGUUCUCUUCACGAACGGAAGUUUCCUGCCAUAUGGAAGACCGCCUCGAUAACCCCGAUACAUAAAUCCGGUUGUCGUAAUUCCGUGGAAAAUUACCGAGGAAUUUCAAUCCUGUGUUGCAUAGCCAAAGUCUUUGAGAGCAUGGUUCACUCGGUGCUCUAUAAAGCCACUCGUCACUUGAUCUCUGACUAUCAACAAGGAUUCUCUAAGAAGCGAUCCACUGUGUCAAAUCUGAUGUGUUACACCAACUACCAUCAACCGAAAUCGACAAGUGGAUGCAGUCUACUUUGA
Messenger RNA from Uranotaenia lowii, 804 nucleotides. RefSeq lists its product as uncharacterized. The transcript has 2 exons. Lineage: Eukaryota; Metazoa; Arthropoda; Insecta; Diptera; Culicidae. Bases 1 to 804 code for a protein of 267 amino acids. The record is from RefSeq and is a predicted model, not a curated record.